AUGUUACCUCCCACGGCCGGUCUAUCACAAGAACAACGCGACCGGCCCGACAUGGCGUACCAGCAACGUCAGGACGUGCGAGAGCUAACCAGAGAAAUCAUCAGAAGCGCUCGAGUAGCCAACAGAACACAUUCAACAUCCCCUGGAGUUCGAGACCGUUUCCCGUCAACAUCAUCAACGGACGACAAUGAGAGCGGUACAGAUGGAGAAGCAGACAGAUCUCGUCGUGUCAGCCUCAUACACGGAGGAGUGCCGACACCUCCCCCCGGCAUCGUGUCCAUUCGCAAGCGACGAGGGAACCUUGCGAAACAUUCUGUCAAGAUUCUCAAGAAGUGGUUGUACGACCACCGGUACAAUGCGUACCCUAAUGAUGCUGAGAAGAUCGCGCUAAGUCAAGAAGCUAACUUGACCGUAUUGCAGGUAUGCAAUUGGUUCAUAAACGCUCGUCGGCGUAUCCUGCCGGAGAUGAUCCGGCGCGAGGGCCACGACCCGCUGCACUACACGAUCUCGCGACGCGGCCGCAAGCAGCCGGGCGGCUCCAGCUCUAACGCAAACAGUGCCGGCGUCGUCGUCGCCUCCUGGGACGGAGUCGAAGUUGAGAACGACGCAGACCGCAGCGCCGAGCAAGAGUACAGCGACGGGCUGCUGGUGUACCGGAGCGACGGAGACGACAUCGGCGACGGAGAGGAGGGAUACUCAUCUAGCGCUGUCUCAGAGGAGGAGGUCAAAUACGACCCCUCCGUCUGGCAGUCCGUCAUACGGUACGGACCAGAGGACCAGGAACUACACCCCGUCGCCCGAGGGCGUACGGCGGGCGUGGUGUCAGUGCGCACGGAGGCGGAAGAGGGCGCGGAAGCGGGCGCAGGCGCGGCGCCGGCGGACGCGGGCAGCAGCGCCGAGGGCGGCGCGGCCGGCGGCUGGCACCCGCAGCUGGCGCACCUGCCGCAGCUGCCGCAUCCACUGCGGCGCCGGCUACAGGUGGUGCCUACGAAUGUGAGCAGUGAAGGAGAGCGAGACAAGUUCAAGUGUCUGUACCUGCUCGUCGAGACCGCCGUCGCAGUGCGCCAGAGGGAGAAGGAAGCGGAGGAGGUCCCCGUCUAG
Spodoptera littoralis (African cotton leafworm) is the source of this 1101-nucleotide messenger RNA. Lineage: Eukaryota; Metazoa; Arthropoda; Insecta; Lepidoptera; Noctuidae. The record is from the annotation of a GenBank genome assembly.